GCGGCGGAGGGAUACGGAGCGCCGUAUAUAUUUCACAGAGCGCAGGGUCGCACUUCGGCAUUUGUGCUGGGAGUCUCGCGGACGCGUUGCCGUUACUUGCAGUCGGGCGGCGGCGCGGACGGCGGCAGCAGCGGCGGCGGCGGCAGCGGCACAGCGCUCAGCGCACACCGCGCCUUAGCAGCAGCAGCAGCAGCAGUAGCAGAGGCACCCCCGCCGUCACAGCCCGUGGGCUGGUGCAGCCACUCUCGCUCCCUCUGCUCUUCCUUCGUUCGCACCAUGGCUGAUCAGCUGACUGAAGAACAGAUUGCUGAAUUCAAGGAAGCUUUCUCCCUAUUUGACAAAGAUGGUGAUGGCACCAUCACAACAAAGGAACUUGGCACUGUCAUGAGGUCACUGGGUCAGAACCCAACAGAAGCUGAAUUGCAGGAUAUGAUCAACGAAGUGGAUGCUGACGGUAAUGGCACCAUUGACUUCCCAGAAUUCUUGACUAUGAUGGCUAGAAAAAUGAAAGAUACAGACAGCGAAGAAGAAAUCCGUGAGGCAUUCCGAGUCUUUGACAAGGAUGGCAAUGGUUACAUCAGUGCGGCAGAACUACGUCAUGUCAUGACAAACUUAGGAGAAAAACUAACAGAUGAAGAAGUAGAUGAAAUGAUCAGAGAAGCAGAUAUUGAUGGAGAUGGACAAGUCAACUAUGAAGAAUUCGUACAGAUGAUGACUGCAAAAUGAAGACCUACUUUCAACUUUUUUCCCCCCUCUAGAAGAAUCAAAUUGAAUCUUUUACUUACCUCUUGCAAAAAAAAAAAAAAAUCAUUUACUCAUUCUGUUUCUAUAUAGCAAAACUGAAUGUCAAAAGUACCUUCUGUCCACACACACAAAAAAUCUGCAUGUAUUGGUUGGUGGUCCUGUCCCCUAAAGAUCAAGCUACACAUCAGUUUUACAAUAUAAAUACUUGUACUACCUUAACGAUAAGGAAGCACUUAGUGGACUCCUUGCAGUUCCAUUUGCUAAUGAUUAAUACACCGUUUGGGCUGGCCAGUUUUUCAUGCAUGCAGCUUGACAAUUGAGCACAGUCAGGCAUUUGUAUUAAAAACGAAAAAUGAAAAAACAAAUUCAAAACCUGUUCAGAUGGGUUCUAGUUCAGUUUGUUAGUAUAAAUUGUCAUAGCAGGUUUACUGAAAGCAAACACAUUUAAAAUUGGUUUACCUCAGGAAGUGUGUAGAAAAAUGAGGGAAGGAUAAACUGUCCAGAUGUAGCCCCACUCAGCAAGAUGGUCCUCUUGUACUCCCUGCGCCCCGACCCACGGUGACAGUGACACAUCUUGGUGGCGUGCCCACGUGUGUUGGUGUGGCGUUGUCUGCAUUAUACUAGAGGGAAAUGGGUGUCAGGCUGUCACCAUUCGUACAAAUUUUUUUAAAAAAACUUACCAAGGGAGCAUCUUUGGACUCUCUGUUUUUAAAACCUUCCGAACCGUGACUUGGAGCCAGCAGAGGUAGGCUGUGGCUGUGGACUUCAGCACAACCAUCAACAUUGCUGUUCAAGAAAUUACAAUUUACGUCCAUUCCAAGUUGUAAAUGCUAGUCUUUUUAUUUUUUUUUUCCAAUAAAAAGACCAUUAACUUAAA
This is a messenger RNA of Pteronotus mesoamericanus, 1621 nucleotides long. RefSeq names its product calmodulin 1 (gene CALM1). NCBI's taxonomy places the organism in Eukaryota, Metazoa, Chordata, Mammalia, Chiroptera, Mormoopidae. Gene Ontology annotation, molecular function: enzyme regulator activity; calcium ion binding. Bases 277 to 726 code for a protein of 149 amino acids. The transcript has 6 exons. The record is from RefSeq and is a predicted model, not a curated record.